AUGCCUUCACACGACAAGAAGAUCGAGGCGUAUAUUGAUUGCGUUUCACCUUAUAGCUUUUACUCGUUUUCCUAUCUUCGCGAGAAUAGACGCGCCCUUGAAACCCAGGGCGUAGAAGUCGAAUUCAUUCCCGUGUUUCUUGGGGGGAUUAACGUCGGCAGUGGAAAUAAGCCGCCAUGGACUCUUCCGGCCAAGGCGAGCUAUUCUAUUUAUGACGGUAGGCGAGCUCAAAAGUAUUUUGGACACAAAUUCGAGACUCCUGAUUUUUUCCCGAUUCUCUCAUUGCUGCCUCAACGCUGUCUUACAUAUGUCAAGAUGAAGCACCCCGAGAAACUCGAGGAUUUGUUCCAGUCAUGCUUUGAGUCAUUGUGGCUUGAACACCUCGACCUGGCAAAGCAGGAACACAUGCGCACUGGGCUCCUUAAAACGUUCAACAAACAAGAGGCGGAGGAGAUCCUGAACGCUGCACAAACAUCCGAGAUUAAGCUAGCCUUGAAUGACGUGACCAAGCAUGCCGUUGAAGAUCUUGGUGCGUUUGGAUGCCCGUGGUUCUGGGUGCACGAUGGCAAGGGAAAUGCGGAACCGUUCUUUGGAAGUGAUAGGUUUCACUACAUGUGGGACUACUUGGACCUCCCACACCGAGACUUGGAGCUUCAGGGCCUGGUCUCUGGAAAGCUGUAA
Molecule: messenger RNA, 681 nt
Organism: Fusarium oxysporum Fo47
Lineage: Eukaryota; Fungi; Ascomycota; Sordariomycetes; Hypocreales; Nectriaceae
Product: DSBA family oxidoreductase
Exons: 5
Coding region: 1-681 (226 amino acids)
Biological process (GO): glutathione metabolic process
Cellular component (GO): mitochondrion; peroxisome
Molecular function (GO): glutathione transferase activity; glutathione peroxidase activity
Source: RefSeq, a predicted model, not a curated record